Colius striatus (speckled mousebird) is the source of this 2991-nucleotide messenger RNA. RefSeq names its product klotho (gene KL). The transcript has 5 exons. The record is from RefSeq and is a predicted model, not a curated record. Bases 1 to 2991 code for a protein of 996 amino acids. Gene Ontology annotation, biological process: carbohydrate metabolic process. Gene Ontology annotation, molecular function: hydrolase activity, hydrolyzing O-glycosyl compounds. NCBI's taxonomy places the organism in Eukaryota, Metazoa, Chordata, Aves, Coliiformes, Coliidae.
AUGGCCCUCGCCGCGCCGCCGCUGCUGCUGCCGCUGCUGCCGCUGCUGCUGCUAGGGCGGCCGCUCCUCGGGGCGCCGGGGCAAGGCGCAGGCACCUGGUCCCGCUUCGCCCGUCUGCCCUAUCCGCAGGACCAGCUCUUCCUCUACGACACCUUUCCCGACGGCUUCCUCUGGGGCGCGGGCAGCUCCGCCUACCAGACGGAGGGCGGCUGGCGGCAGGGCGGCAAGGGCCCCUCGGUCUGGGACGCCUUCGCCCACCGCCCGGGCACGCCGCCGGGGCCCGGAGCGCCGGCGGCGGCGGGCGGCGACGUGGCCAGCGACAGCUACAACAACCUCUUCCGCGACGCCGAGGGGCUGCGGCGCCUGGGAGUCUCCCACUACCGCUUCUCGCUGGCCUGGGCCCGGCUGCUGCCCAACGGCACCGGGCCCCCCAACCCCGCCGGGCUGGCGCACUACGGGCGGCUGCUGGGCCGCCUGCGCCAGCUGGGCAUCGAGCCCGUCGUCACUCUCUACCACUGGGACCUGCCGCAGGCCCUGCAGGAUGCCUUCGGCGGCUGGGCCAGCCCUGUCCUGCCGCAGCUCUUCCGCGACUACGCCGAGCUCUGUUUCCAGCAUUUCGGCGGGCAGGUGCGCUACUGGCUGACCAUGGACAACCCGUACGUGGUGGCCUGGCACGGCUACGGCACAGGGCGACUGCCGCCCGGUGUGCAAGGAGGCCCACGCCUUGCCUACCGAGCGGCCCACCACCUGCUCCAGGCCCAUGCUAAAGUCUGGCAUCUCUACAAUGACCAUUUUCGUCCAACUCAAAAAGGAAAAGUGUCCAUUGCCCUAAGCUCCCACUGGAUAAAACCUCAACAUAUGACUGAAAAAAACAUAAAAGAGUGUCAAAAAUCUCUUGAUUUUGUGCUUGGCUGGUUUGCUAAGCCCAUAUUUAUUGAUGGUGACUAUCCAGAGAGCAUGAGGAGCAACCUCUCAUCUCUAUUGCCCCAAUUCAGUGAAGCUGAGAAGAAGUAUAUCAAGGGAACAGCAGACUUUUUUGCUCUCUCUUUUGGAGCUACCCUGAGUUUCCAGCUCUUAGACUCCCACAUGAAAUUCCAGCAGUUGGAAUCAAUAAGCCUGAGGCAGCUCCUUUACUGGAUAAACGCUGAAUAUAACAACCCUCAAAUAUUUAUUGUGGAGAACAGCUGGUUUGUUUCUGGUAGCACCAAGAGAGAUGAUGCCAAAUAUAUUUACUAUCUCAAGAAGUUCAUUAUGGAGACUUUAAAAGCAAUCCGGUAUGAUGGAGUUAAUGUGUUUGGCUACACAGUCUGGUCUCUCCUGGAUGGCUUUGAAUGGCACAGGGGCUACAGCAUUCGACGGGGAUUGUUUUAUGUAGAUUUUCAAAGCCAUGACAAGAAGUUGAUGCCCAAAUCUUCUGUCUUGUUCUAUCAAAAGCUGAUAGAAAAAAAUGGCUUCCCACCUUUGCCUGAAAAUCAGCCCAUAGAAGGUAUUUUUCCCUGUGGCUUUGCUUGGGGAAUUGUUGACAACUACAUUCAGGUAGACACAACACCCACUCAGUUUCUUGACUCUAAUGUUUAUGUGUGGGACGUUCACCAGACAAAGAAGCUUAUUAAAGUGGAUGGAGUUUUCACCUCCCAACGCAAGCAUCACUGUGUUGACUUCGCUGCUAUCAGACUGCAGAUCUCUCUUCUGCAAGAAAUGCAUGUCACACAUUUCCAUUUUUCACUGAAGUGGUCUUUAAUCCUUCCCUUGGGUAACCUUUCUCUAAUCAACCACACACUUGUACAUUAUUAUCAGUGUUUUGCUAGUGAACUUCUCAGAGUUAACAUAACUCCUGUUGUUGCUUUAUGGCAACCUAUGGCUGAGAAUCAAGAGCUUCCAGUUUCGCUUGCCAAGUAUGGAGCUUGGGAAAACCCAGAUACCAUUCAGGCUUUUGUUGAGUAUGCCAAAUUCUGCUUUACAAGUCUUGGGGAACAUGUCAAAUUUUGGAUCACAAUGAAUGAACCAUCUGUGAAAAACUUGACAUACACUGCAGGACACAACCUGUUGAAAGCUCAUGCGAAGGCAUGGCAUCUCUAUGACAAGGAAUUCAGGAGAUCUCAGAAGGGUAAAAUAUCUAUAGCUCUUCAGGCUGACUGGGUAGAACCAGCUUGUCCUUUUUCCAGGAAUGACCAAGAAGUUGCUGACAGAAUUUUAGAGUUUGAUAUUGGCUGGCUUGCAGAGCCCAUCUUUGGGAACGGUGACUACCCACAGGUGAUGAGAGCGUGGCUUCGCCGAAGAAACAGUGUCGACCUGUAUAAUUUCCACCUGCCUUCGUUCUCAGAAGACGAAAAGAAGUUAAUCCAGGGCUCAUUUGAUUUUUUUGCCUUGAGUCACUACACUACUACCCUCGUGGGCUGGGAGAAAGAAGAUGCAGUGAAAUAUGACCACUAUCUUGAAGUUCAAAUGAUCAACGACAUCACAUGGCUGCACUCCCCCAGCAGAGCUGCAGUAGUGCCCUGGGGACUGCGGAAGUUGCUCAAGUGGGUUAAAUCGAAGUACGGUGAUGUCCCAAUUUAUGUUUUGGCUAAUGGAAUUGAUGAUGACCAGAAUGUGGUGCAUGAUAAGCUCAGAGUGUAUUACAUACAGAAUUACAUCAACGAAGGUUUAAAAGCUUACACCUUGGAUAACGUUAACCUGAAAGGAUAUUUUGUCUAUUCUUUUAAUGACAAGACUGCUCCUAAAUAUGGUCUCUACAGUUAUGUUGCAAAUCAGUACGAAGCAAAGCCUUCUAUGAAACAUUACAGAGAAAUAAUCGACAAUAAUGGUUUUCCUGGUCCUGAGACUCCUGAUUUGCUGUGCCCAGAAGAGGUUGCCUCGUGUCCUGAAUGCCACUUCUUCCGAACUAGAAAGUCAUUAUUAGCCUUUAUCUCCUUCAUUUUUGUUGCUUUUAUUGUUACUAUGUGCUUCAUUACAUACUACUCCAAGAGGGUAGAAAGAAGGUAUAAAUAG